Messenger RNA from Nelumbo nucifera (sacred lotus), 1696 nucleotides. RefSeq names its product alkaline ceramidase-like. The record is from RefSeq and is a predicted model, not a curated record. Gene Ontology annotation, biological process: ceramide metabolic process; response to salt stress; defense response to other organism. Gene Ontology annotation, molecular function: hydrolase activity, acting on carbon-nitrogen (but not peptide) bonds, in linear amides. NCBI's taxonomy places the organism in Eukaryota, Viridiplantae, Streptophyta, Magnoliopsida, Proteales, Nelumbonaceae. Gene Ontology annotation, cellular component: membrane.
AUACACCCUAAAAGCCGUUUCUUACUCCUCUCUCUCUCUCCCUCUUUCGCGUCGCGGGAUUUCAUUUCAUUAGAUCUUCCACCACACAGAACCAGGCACUACCCUGUUUGUCUUGAUUUUCUUUUCAUCUUUUGCGUUUUCUUACAGAGAGUAAGAGGGUUCUGCGGAUGGGGAAGCUCAAAGCUGUUUGUUGUCGGAUUUGAUCGGGAUUUCGAAUAACAGAGAUUUGAUGCAGGUUCAAGGAGGAAACCUGGCUUGGGCUUGAGGAAACUGCUGAGUACUCUCCAGCCAAGCUUUCACUUUGUAGCUGCAUAUUAUUUGCAGUCCUUGUGACUUCAGAGAUAUUGUAGCACAAGGUCUUUUGUUGAUCAUAUCCAUAUUUUUAGCAUAUAUAUUGGAAAAUGGCAGAUACAGUAUCAAGCUUCUGGGGUCCUGUGACAUCCACCACAGAGUGGUGUGAGAAGAAUUAUGUCUAUUCAUCCUAUAUUGCAGAAUUCUAUAACACUAUAUCAAAUAUCCCAUCCGUUCUUUUGGCAUUCAUUGGGCUUAUAAAUGCCUUGGGACAACGGUUUGAGAAGAGAUUUAGUGUGCUUCACAUAUCUAAUAUGGCACUUGCCAUUGGGAGCAUGUUAUACCAUGCAACACUACAACAUGUCCAACAGCAAAGUGAUGAAACUCCAAUGGUGUGGGAAAUGCUCCUCUACAUCUAUAUCCUCUACUCGCCAGAUUGGCACUACAGGAGCACGAUGCCAACCUUUUUAUUCCUUUAUGGUGCUGUCUUUGCCAUUGCCCAUUCACAUGUGCGUUUUGGCAUUGGCUUCAAGCUGCAUUAUGGGAUGCUCUGUCUGCUCUGCAUCCCCCGGAUGUACAAGUACUACAUCCAUACUGAAGAUUUGUCCGCCAAGCGGCUUGCGAAGCUUUAUGUGGGAACCUUAUUCCUGGGGAGUCUGUGUUGGCUGUCUGAUCGUUUUCUCUGCAAAAAGAUUUCUCACUGGCAUGUUAACCCACAGGGUCAUGCACUGUGGCAUGUCCUCAUGGGUUUUAACUCCUACUUUGCAAACACGUUCUUGAUGUUCUGCCGUGCCCAGCAACGGGGAUGGGCCCCAAGGGUCGUCCACUUCAUGGGAUUCUUCCCUUACGUGAAAAUUCAGAAACCAAAAGCUCAGUGAAAGUGUGAAACAACUAAACAAGAGGUGGUAGCAUAGAAAGGUGAUGGAGAAAUAGCUCCUCUUAUAGGGAGGUACUUGUAUGGUUUUCAGCAGGUGGCAUCAAGAAGCAAUCACUUUUUUUUUUCCCUUUUCCAGGAUAGGUGUAAAUGGUGGUGAAAUAUUGAUGUGGUUGAUAGUGCUACCGGUGCUUGGCGAUGUACAAUAUUUAUACUCUGGUUGAUGGAGAUGAGAUCAGGUGGAUCUUGUUAGGUUUAUUUUGGACAUUUUCAUUUGUUUUCUUCUAAUUUUUCAGAAAAAAAAAGUAGAAAACAUGUGUGGAUCUAACGUUUUGAUUCAGUGUUGACAGGCACAAUCUGUCAAUAAUUUUGAUUUGUUUUAUGGUCUAAUAUUUGACGCUUUCAUUUGUAUUGAAGUGAUUUCAGGUUCUAUUUUUAUUGUUUUUGGUCAUUGUAGAAGCAUGUGAACUCAUUUGAUUCCUCUGUAGAGUUUCUAACUUGCGCAAUAUGAAGGGCCAUUAUCUGCUUGUC